AUGUUACGAUUAGUUGCUUGCAUGUCAAUGUUUUAUUCCAUAGCCAUUAGCCAAACUCUACCAUACAAUAGAGUAACUCAAGCACAAUAUGCUGCAGCAGCGGUAGUUCCAGCUACGUCUAUAUAUUCUAACGCUCCAGGUCGCAAUCCUCUGUUGGGUGGUUAUAAUUAUCCAUAUUACAACCCUACUGCGAAUCCGGUUCCUAUUGUGUCCUAUUCCAAUAAUCGAGGUAAAGAUGGAAGUUAUUCUUACAGCUACGCGUCAGCUGAUGGAAAGCAGGCACAAGAAAGUGGAUUUUUGAAAGAUGCUUACGUAGAUACCGCCGGAAAUCCACAGGGUACUCAGGUUGUAAAAGGAAGUUACGCUUACAUCUCACCAGAGGGUACACCGAUCCAAGUCAGCUACGUUGCCGAUGAGUAUGGGUUUAGAUCCUCUGGCGUGCACAUACCAGCUGAUGGAAAGGACGUAUUGCCUACGGUAGCAUUAGCGGUUGUUGUCGGCGUGACGUCAGCAGAUGUAGGCUUUCAGCCCUUCCAACCGCAGUCCGUAUAUCAGCAGCAGCAGCUUUACACCACAGAACCAAUUCCCAUUAUAAGACAAGAGCACAUCCAAAACCCGGAUGGAUCUUACAAAUGGAGUUAUGAAACUGGCAAUGGUAUUACUGCGGAAGAGCUUGGCUAUGUGAAAAACCUCGGAGUGCCUGAACAAGAGGUACAAACUGCUCAAGGACAGUACCAGUAUACCGCACCAGAUGGACAGAUCAUUCAGCUGAAAUAUGUUGCUGAUGAAAAUGGUUUCCAACCCCAAGGAGCUCAUAUUCCCACUCCACCGCCAAUCCCACAGGAUAUUCAGAAAGCUCUAGACUAUUUAGCUACAUUACCAUCUCAGAAUCCCGAGAACGGGGUCCUUGGUCGCCAGUAA
Messenger RNA from Parnassius mnemosyne (clouded apollo), 921 nucleotides. Lineage: Eukaryota; Metazoa; Arthropoda; Insecta; Lepidoptera; Papilionidae. The record is from the annotation of a GenBank genome assembly.